AUGGUUUAUGCUGAUUCCUCUCGUUCAAGUCCUUUUAGUACAAAACGGAUUGAACUUUUUCAAAGGUUGAAUUAUAAGAAAGUUAGUUUCUCCGAGGAUGAAGGAGAAGAUGCCGAUGAAAUUCAGCCAGGAAUUACUAAAUUCACCGAAGGUUGUAAAGCAUUCAAGAUGGCCUUCAAGAGUAUUAUACAGAAGAGUGUUUCUGAUGACUUGUUGGGUCCGGUAUUGUCGGCACAAAAGAAUCUUGUUAUAGAAAAGCUUGCGGAAGAGGAGGCAGAGCGCAAGGUCAAGGGAGAAGCAAAAAAGGAAAAGCUGAUGCUAGCUGAAAAGGGACAUGUCAAGCCUGCUACUUAUUUGGACUCGCACGAAAAGUUUCUAAUAAGUGUAGCAACCAAAGGGGUGGUCAAGCUGUUCAAUGCUGUCAACAAGGCACAAGUUGCUCAGAAAGGACUGGACCCCUCAAAGAAUAGGGAUGCCAAAGAGUUAAGAAAACGCACCAAAGAAGCCUUCUUUUCAGAGUUAGGGAAGCCAGCAGUUGGCACCUCUGUAAAGGCUAUUGCAAGCACAAGCAAUGUAGAAGGUGAACAACCUUCAUGGGCUCCAUUACGAGAUAAUUAUAUGCUGACAAGUUCAAGAAUAAAGGAUUGGGACAAAAACAUGGCUGGUAAAAAUGAAUCGGAUGACAAUGAAAAUAUUUCCGAAGAUAGCAGUUCCAAUGAAGAUUAAGGUUUUGAAACUUGAGAAAGCAGCAUUGGGUGUUUCUAGUGGGUCAAUCAGUCAGAUUUUGAAUAUUGUGUUCCAUUUCUGUUCAUUUGGUUAGUAACAAAUGGACUAGGGCAAACUUGAUGGCUGAUUGAUCGAUAGGCCGUACUUUGGUAUAAGUCUCCAAUUUUUAAUAUGUUAACUGAACCGAAUUGACUGAACUUGAUGAAUAUAGUUUCUUUCGCAUUAUUAUCCAA
Vicia villosa (hairy vetch) is the source of this 959-nucleotide messenger RNA. RefSeq lists its product as uncharacterized. Gene Ontology annotation, biological process: maturation of LSU-rRNA; maturation of 5.8S rRNA. The coding region runs from base 1 to 726 and encodes 241 amino acids. The transcript has 9 exons. The record is from RefSeq and is a predicted model, not a curated record. Gene Ontology annotation, cellular component: preribosome, large subunit precursor. NCBI's taxonomy places the organism in Eukaryota, Viridiplantae, Streptophyta, Magnoliopsida, Fabales, Fabaceae.